This is a messenger RNA of Halteromyces radiatus, 1300 nucleotides long. RefSeq names its product high mobility group box domain-containing protein. NCBI's taxonomy places the organism in Eukaryota, Fungi, Mucoromycota, Mucoromycetes, Mucorales, Cunninghamellaceae. The transcript has 4 exons. The coding region runs from base 101 to 1300 and encodes 399 amino acids. The record is from RefSeq and is a predicted model, not a curated record.
CUUAAUUAUUAUUUACAAUAUAGUUAUAUAUAUAUAUUCUUGAAUUCUUUUUGUUUUAUUAUAACAUUCUAAAAAAAAACUUACUUAUGAAAAGUUUAGAAUGGACAAUCUCGCGGACAAUCUUCAUUUCAACCUGAGUUAUCCGGAUUUUACCCAACAUGUUAUUCACCAACAAGACCCUUCCUUUCAAAAUUUACCAACAACAUAUUCAACCUUCUCGUUAUUACAAACUAAUAUUUCUCCACCUGAACUUCAUCCAUCUUCUGUUGAUAAAGAUACAACAACAAGAAAACAACAACUCUUAUCUUCUACUUCUUUAUUGCCAUCUCGAAAUUUGACUAGAACUCGAGUCACAAGACCUCCCAAUGCUUUUUUACUCUUCAAUAAAGAAAUGAGAAAACGACUCAAGAUCGAUAAUCCUACUUGGACUGUUAGUGAUAUCAGUAAAGAAAUUGGUGAUCGUUGGAGAACCCUUAGUCAAGAAGACAAGCAUCAAUAUGUAGUACAAGCCAAUAAAAUCAAAGAAAGUCAACAAGCAUUACAUCCCAAUGCGAUGUAUAUUCGACGAUCAAAAGCAGAAUUGACAAAGGCUGGUCAUUAUGAAAAAGUGGAAAAGAAAAAAGCAGAUACAAGAGAACAACAAUUUGCUCAAGUUAUGGCUGCUGCUGCUGCUGCUGUUUCCACAUCGUCUUCUUCGUCUUCAUCUCCAACAAUACGAAAACAAAAAAGGGAUAAAAAUCCAGGUGCUCCAAAACAUCCUUUAUCAGCCUACAUGUGGUAUUUGACUGAAGUACGACCGGAAACUCGACAAUCUUAUCCUGGAUCUACUGUGGGUCAAAUCAGUAAAUUAUGUGCAGAUCGAUGGAAUACAAUGACAGAAUCUGAACGACUUCCGUGGAUGAACAAGGCUACAGCGGACAAGGCUCGUUAUGCAAGGGAAAUGCGAGUAUAUGCUUCACAAAACAAUCAUCCUAUGGGAAGAGGCACUCGACAAAAAUAUCGAUCCACAUCCCCUUCUUUAUUUUUAAUGACAAAUGACAAACUUCAACAACAAGAACAACAUUAUCAUCAACAUUCACAUCUUCAUCAUGGUUUAUUUUACUCUUCUUCAUCAUCAUCGAAUGGUUUGGUUUCAGCCUGUUCUUCUCCAACUCCAACAUCUUCCCAUAUGCACUUUGAGUCUUCCUCUAUUCUACGAAACUCUCUACCAGGCAAUAUCCCAAUGCAAGAUACCAUGAAUCCAAACGAAUUAUUACAAACUCCUUUAUCCUCUUCAUUGCAUGACACCGAUACAUAUUGA